UAAACAGGAAGAAGAAGAAGCUGAAUAAGGGAAGUGUCGCACUGUGCUCCGGCUCAAUCCAGUGUCGCUGCGUAGAUGUCAACCAGGGUUUUUAUCAGUUAAAUAGACUUCAUUGUAUUUUAACUAUAUACACAACGUCACAGAAUGGCCACUGAUUCAGGCUACGGUGGCUCUCAAAGCUACGGAUCAUAUGGCGGUCAGCAGGGCGGACAGGGUUAUGGACAAGGAAAUGGCAGUGGCUCUUAUGGGGGACAGAGUUAUGGUGGCUAUGGCCAGCAAGGUGGUGGCGGCGGUGGUCCACAAGACAGUUACAGCCAAUCUCAGCCACAGAGCUUUGACAAUUACGGACAGGACUCUGGGUAUGGCGACAAGCCGUCUUACGGGCAAGGCUCCUAUGGUAGUCAGAGUCAAGGAGGAGAUAGCUAUGGACAGCAAAGUUCCUAUGGUGGCCAGGGAGGAGGAGGUGGUGGCGGCAGCUAUGGAAGAUGGAGCGAAGGUGAAGGAGGUGGUCAGGGUGGGAGGUAUGGACGUGACCAGGGAGACCGUUCCGAGGGAGGAGGUGGCUACAGAGGCCGAGGCCGUGGUGGCUAUGACCGUGGCGGUUAUGACCGCAGUGGUGGCUAUGACCGCAGUGGUGGCUUCGACCGUGGUGGAAGAGGUGGACCUCAUGGUAUGGGAGGUGGUGACCGUGGUGGCUACAAAAAUUACGGUGGCUCUCGAGACUACGACUCAAGGGAUGAACCAGCUGGUGAGCAGGAUAACUCCGACAACAACACCAUUUUUGUCCAGGGACUGGGAGAAGACGCCACAGUUCAGGAAGUCGGAGACUUCUUCAAACAAAUAGGGAUCAUCAAGGUGAACAAGAAGACCGGCCAGCCAAUGAUCAACAUCUACUCCGACAAGGCCACUGGUCGGCCAAAGGGAGAAUGUACAGUGUCAUUUGAUGACCCGCCCUCUGCCAAAGCUGCUAUUGACUGGUUUGAUGGCAAGGAGUUCAAUGGAAAACCCAUCAAAGUAACAUUUGCCACCCGCAGGGCUGAGUUCACACAGAGAGGAGGUGGAAGAGGCGGACGAGGAGGUUUCAGAGGUCGUGGUGGCGGAGGAGGACCCAACUUCGACAUUAAAGGAGGAGACUGGCCCUGUCCCAACAGUGCUUGUGGCAACAUGAAUUUUGCCCGGCGGCAAGAAUGUAACAAGUGUGGCGCUCCCAAACCAGGAGAUGCAGGAUUUGGAGAUCGUGGAGGCAGAGGUGGUUAUGGCGGAGACAGGGGCGGCGGCUUCAGAGGUCGUGGAGGAGGGUUCCGUGGAGGAGACCGUGGAGGCUACGGAGGAGGUGGUGGCGGAGGAUAUGGAGGCGGCUACAAAAUGGGAAGAGGUGACCGUAGAGACGACAGAAGAGACCGGCCAUACUAAGUGUUAAGCAGAUGGAAACCACGCAGCCCUUGAGUCGCCAUGGAGAGGGGGUGUAGCUUGGGAACACUGGGGGGAAGGACUGGGAUCAGACGUUCCGAUCUGUGCACCUUUUGCAGCCAGUACAUCCCAACUAUUCCCACUCGUGUGAGCGAGGGGCGGAUGCCUUCAGCGACUGUAAAGGGACUUUGGGGCUGAUUGGCACUGUUGGCAUGGGGUCAGAUGUUUGUUUUUUUGUUUUGUUUUUCUCUGCCUUUUUGUUUUAUUUCUUUGUACAUCUUUUUAAUUUCCUCUCAAAUUCUAGUUGCAGAUGUUUUUGUGAGGUAGACUUCGUACCAUUGUUUUGUAUGAUCGGAUUAAAUGUUUUACUUGGGUUCUUUUUUUUUUUUCCAAAAUAUUAAAAACUGUGAUCUUU
Molecule: messenger RNA, 1825 nt
Organism: Epinephelus fuscoguttatus (brown-marbled grouper)
Lineage: Eukaryota; Metazoa; Chordata; Actinopteri; Perciformes; Serranidae
Gene: taf15
Product: TAF15 RNA polymerase II, TATA box binding protein (TBP)-associated factor
Exons: 16
Coding region: 145-1413 (422 amino acids)
Biological process (GO): regulation of DNA-templated transcription
Cellular component (GO): nucleus
Molecular function (GO): transcription coregulator activity; RNA binding
Source: RefSeq, a predicted model, not a curated record